Kluyveromyces marxianus DMKU3-1042 is the source of this 1809-nucleotide messenger RNA. It is a transcript of the gene NCA2, whose product is annotated as Nca2p. The transcript has a single exon. The record is from RefSeq and is a predicted model, not a curated record. Lineage: Eukaryota; Fungi; Ascomycota; Saccharomycetes; Saccharomycetales; Saccharomycetaceae. Gene Ontology annotation, cellular component: mitochondrial outer membrane. The coding region runs from base 1 to 1809 and encodes 602 amino acids.
AUGCUUAACGAAUCGUUGAUAGCUCAGCGGCUAAAUCAUGUUACCGAAUCGUUAGAAGUUCAGUUUGCCCUUUGGGGAAGGGAUAGCGAGGUGUCCCAGUCGAGACUUUCUUUGCCGCUAAACGAGUUUGUGCUUGAGUUAAAACAGGAAGCUGACCAAGUGGCGCAUGCAAUUAACAGCAACGCAAGACAUAACAUACGCUGGGACUCGUUACAGGACAAAUUGUCCACUCUUAACGCACAACUCAGCCAUCCCGAGGGACAAAAAAAUGCGGGCGUCAUCGGUACAGGCGCGGAUGCGGAAGCAAAUACGGAAUCAAAUGCGCCUGCAAAUGCACAUGCACAUGUACAUGCAGGUUCAGGUUCAGGUAUGCAUGUUCCCAUGUCACCCGUGAGUUCGGACACAGACAAGUAUCUAUUAGAGACGAUUGUCCAGUACAUGGACAUUUUACAAUUCUAUCACAAGAUGCAAUUGUCCAUGGACCACUACCAUGCGCUUGUAGAGACAAAAGAUUACUACUCGAAGCUAAGGGGCUCAGUAUGGAAGUACACGGUAAUUCCUCUUCAAUUUUGGAGACACGGGUUCCAAGUUUCUACUCUUAAAAGUAUGUUUACCGCCAAGACCAUGAAAGUAGGAGACCUAGUAAACGCGAAGGACCUCUUGGCUACCCCUACAAGGCUAAUAAACUACCACAUGGACGAUGUUUCCAAAAAACUCACAUCUGAGAUCGAUGCUCUAUUGGUAUCUACUGGGGAGCAAUUGUCCCAGUUUGAAAGUGCAAGCCAAGCUCCAAGCGAGUCACAAUUGUCCCACACAAACUCAAACUCUUUGAACAUUGUCAUGUCACAGAUCCAGUCCAUCUCUAAACUUGAGUUUUCCAUACCGGCAGACAUUCGUAUCCCACCGUGGUACGAGAGACAAUGGUUCCAAUUGUCCUUUGUCUCGUUGUAUGGACCCACUUUAUUGAGAAGGCUUGUACAAAACGGACAAUCGAUGUGGCAACUCGUGUCCCAAGGCGCUUACCAAUUUGUCUCGGGGCUCGUGGAAAACUGGAUAUGGACACCGCUCACGCAAAUCUGGGACACAAUCAGCUACGACUCCGGUAACCUCCUAGUGACGAGCCCGGAAAAUUUGACAUCGGAAUUGAACUCAUUAAUCCGGAUGAUCGUGGAGUUUCUCCGAGACCGCUCUGAACAUGCGGGGUCCAGCAUCGACGUAGACGAGUUGACAAGGCAGAUCAUGGACGGGAACUUGCAGCAGUUCAUGCAGAUCUACGAGCACCAGAUAGAAAGUCCGGUCAGAAGCAUAUUGUUUGACAACAUGGCACGUUCGCUGUUGAUCCAGUUGCAGAAAGUGAAGGUGGAUGGAUCCAUGGCGAUGAAUGGGAUCAACAGGCUAUUGAAAUCGCAACAGCUCUUGUUUUCGAUUGUAUCGCUAAUGCCAGCGUUGAUAAUUGUGUGGGCAUUGCGGAACUUUGUGCUAAGCACGAUAUCGUCUGGUGUGGAGUGGGCGAAGAACGUGGAACACACCAAGUACGUGAUAAACAGGUCGCUGAACGAGGUUGAGAGAAUACUAAACGUUUCUGAAUCGCGCGGCGCGCUCGAGUCGCACGACGAACAGAUGAAGAGCCUAGCUUUGCUCAAUUUGGAGAUCGCCACGCUAAGAAUGGUGAUGGCGAAGUACCUUCCAAAGGGAUACAGGUCGAUCUGGAUGCGCGAUUGCAACGAUCUCGGGGACCACAAGCUCACAAACGAGGCCAAGGUCCAAGUAAUCAAUAGAAUUCAUCACAUGUAUGGCAAAUUUAUGUAA